This is a messenger RNA of Fopius arisanus, 4055 nucleotides long. RefSeq names its product Ral guanine nucleotide dissociation stimulator-like (gene Rgl). Gene Ontology annotation, biological process: Ras protein signal transduction; positive regulation of GTPase activity. Gene Ontology annotation, cellular component: plasma membrane. Bases 686 to 2959 code for a protein of 757 amino acids. Gene Ontology annotation, molecular function: guanyl-nucleotide exchange factor activity. The transcript has 6 exons. NCBI's taxonomy places the organism in Eukaryota, Metazoa, Arthropoda, Insecta, Hymenoptera, Braconidae. The record is from RefSeq and is a predicted model, not a curated record.
CACCUUUUGCUGGCAGAGCGAUAACAACUUGAUCAACCUGUACCAACCAGGUAAAAUCGAGAGGGGAUACGAUUGGAGGGAAGGGAAUGGCGUCCCCCGUCGGGCCCCAAGCGUAACAUCACUGGAGUCUCUGGAAGUUUGCAACAACACGCGAGUCCGCGAGGUGCCCCAUUCUCUCCAUUUUUCCAUUCAUCAAACAGUUAACCCAAAGUCCCCAACACUUGAAACCCCGACCUCGCAGAUGCAUUUCAAAUUCCUCUACAGAUUCACCUCGAGAAGUGCAUAAAUCCCAAUUCAAGGCCCGAAUAAUGUAAAUUAUUAGUGUCGUUGACGUUUCUUGUGUCAGUGUUUAUUCCCCUUCCUCAUCAACUGGAGAGUUCACCUCUCACUCGAAUCCCUGAGUCUCAGCACUUCGCGACCCAAUGACAGGUGCAAGACGAAACAUAAGUUCAAUCACUGAAAUUCAAGGAUUAUUACCUCAAUUCACGAUACAUGAGAGGAUUAUUCACGCUGAGGAGAUGAAGAGGUGGACUGAGACCUCGGGCUAUGAGCACUGAAAAUGGAGACGACUCCUUGAUGAAUAAAUAAUCAUGUGGCUAAUGAUAAAAUCGGUGCGAGGGAGUUUAAAGAAUGACGUGAGAUUAACGAAGUAAAAGUGAUAAAGAAUAGGAGAAAUUAGUGCUGGAUGCUGUGGCCUGUGCUAGGUGAUGUCGGGGUAAGUCCCGCAUCGCCCCAGGACCCACCACCACAGACCCAGGCCCCAUCCAAGGGAAAACUUGGUCCACUGCUCUUCUGUGCCCCCUGCAAACCCUCCACCAAGAAGAAUCACAGUACCACCCAGUGGUAUGUUCAACAGCCCACGUGGCGUUUAUGGGGCGAGGAAAGGUGUGACGGUGUUGUCUACACGGUGUACCUGAAGAAAGUCAGAUAUCACAGGCCAACCAGGAGUUUGUCCGCUUCGGAUUCUGAUGAUGAAAUAUCUCACCUGGAGUGGGAGACAGUGCGCGUGCGUUUUUUGAAAGCGGGUACAGUUCAAAAAUUAGUGGAAAGCCUAGCAAAUGAUGAUGGUGAAUUGGAAUCAACCUACAUCAAUGUCUUCCUGGCGACAUACCGAGCGUUCACGACAUCCCGAGAAGUUUUGGAGUUACUCCUCUCGAGGUAUGACGCACUCGAGGAUAAUUCACCAGCUCAGACUGGUGAACAACACCGGAAAACCCUGGUGCAAGCCCUGCACGUAUGGCUGGAUGCCUAUCCAGGUGACUGGAAAUCAGCUCCAGGUCAUCCGUUACUCGCUAGACUCCUGGACUUUACGCAUCGACGAUUACCUGGCUCUGAGCUUGAGCUUAAAGCGAGGCAUCGGCUUCACAGGUUUCAGUGCGAAGAUGAAAUCGAUAAUUGUAUCUACGACAAUGGAAGACUGGCCCUCCACAAUUCGUCGGAUUCUCAUAGCGACCAUUGGUCAAAUUACAAAUUCCCCGAAGUGCCUCACCGUCACUUCGCCGAGCAGCUGACCCGCAUGGACGCGGAAGUCUUCAAAAAGCUCGUGGCCCACCAAUGUUUAGGUGCUGUGUGGUCUAGACGUGACAGAUCACGUAGCCACGACGCAGCAACAGUUUUAGCAACAGUAAAUCAAUUUAACGCGGUAUCACUCAGGGUCAUCUCCACGAUUCUCGUUGAUCCAUCGACAAAACCCCAAGAACGUGCCAGAAUACUCGAAACGUGGAUUGACAUUGCCCAGGAGCUGAGGAUAUUGAAAAAUUUCAGUAGUCUCAAGGCUAUUGUGUCUGGUUUACAAAGUAAUCCAGUUUAUAGGCUUGAGAAGUGUUGGCAGUGCAUGCCGAGGGAGAAACAUGAGUUGUUUAUGGAACUGGAGCGAAUAUUUUCGGAAGAGAAUAACGCCUGGACUCAGAGGGAGCUUUUGAUUAAAGAGGGAACUGCUAAAUUUGCUGAUACAGCUGGCAGGAGUGAUAGACAUCUUCAGAAAUUAUUUCAGAAACAGAAUACUCAUGCGGGGAAUAUUAGUUAUGGGACAAUUCCAUAUCUUGGUACCUUCCUCACAGACUUGACGAUGAUCGACACAGCAAUCCCAGACACGGUGGCCGAGGGUCUAAUAAAUUUCGACAAGCGUCGAAAGGAAUUCGAGGUCCUUGCUCGGAUUCGUCUCCUUCAGGGUGCAGCGAACGCCUACCAUUUCACUUCAGAUCCUCUCUUCGACUGUUGGUUUCACUCGAUAGUGGUCCUAGACGACAGAGAAGCCUACAAACUCAGCUGCCAGAUAGAGACCCCACCACCAGGAAAUACCCUGAAUCGAAAGAAGAAAUCCAACGGUCAGGGACACAGAAAAAAUGAUUCAUUGGCAUCAACCUCGAGCUCCAGCAGUUCGCAAUUUUACUGCGACCUGGAUUCCCUCCCCAGCUCUCCCCACAACUCUCUCGAUAGGCGAACAUCACCCUCUCAACUGUCUUCCUCAUCCUCUAACUCGUCAUUACCCUCGUUGGACAUCUCUCUAGGUUCUGGAGGAGGAAGCAACACCUCGAGAUUAGCACCACCACCUGCAAUAACAACCAAUGGCACUAGCACACCCAAUUUAGCUGGCCUCUCCAGUCCCAGUCACUCCCACAAAAAUUCACCAGAUUUUUACAUAAUAAAAGUGACAAUGGAGAGUGACAGCGUUGAGACUGAGGGCGUGGUUCUGUACAAAUCCAUAAUGCUGUCUAAUAAUGAACGUACACCACAAGUCAUUAGAAAUGCUAUGCUAAAACUCUGCAUCGAGGGCAGCCCAGACCAAUACACACUUGCUCAGGUAUUACCUGAUAGGGAGAUGGUACUACCUAGCUCAGCUAAUGUCUAUUAUGCUGUUAAUACUGCUCAUAAUCUUAAUUUCAUACUGAGACCCAGACGUGACCUCAAUGAAUCCACUGCCGAAAGCCCCAAGGGAAAAGUUAAUGGUAAAAGGUGAAUGUGGGAAUUGACUGUUCAGAAUAUAUUCAGUUGCAAGAUGGCAAAGAAGCUAAAGGCUAUUUUUGGAUUUUUUCAUCAUGAUCAAUUGACGAUGGAGGUGAUUAGUCAUAAGAAUUUAGGAUUUUGCGGGUUAUUCUAGGUGUAAAUUAAACGACGAGAAACCUGGAAAUGCCUGACACUUUAUGAGACAUUAAAAUUGAUUUUAGAGGUAGAAAGACUGAUUUUCAUGAUGAGUGAUGACAUUUUUAUAUCGCAUUGAUUAUUGCAAAUACCUCGGAAAAUUUCGACGUGCUGGAGUUUCGAAAAAAUUUUGAGAGUAUAUAUUUGCCUCAUCAUGAAAAUUGAUUUCUCUGCAAUUUUCUUUGUUACUCAAUUUAAUUGAAAUUUUGGUAAUGACCAAAUGACGAUAUUUAUCCAGCAUGACAAUUAAGAAUCGAUUUAUAUAAACACGAGAAAAAGUACAAGAACUUGAUGAAUCUAAAACGAGAGUGAAUAGUAGAAACUCGUUUUAGGUAUUUUAGACUAAGUAGAAUUCAUCAUAUCCGGUUUUUACAUGUGUAUACGGACUAGAAUGUACGAAUUAAGUGGACCAGUGAAGUGCAUGUGGUAUUUUAGUUGUAAAUAAUAAUCCGGCAGCGAGUGUUUUCAACCGUAUCGUUAACGUUAAAUUUUAUCAAGAAAUUUUUCAAUAUUUUUUAUGUAUCUUUGUUUUCAUUUAAUGUUUUGUCCCAUCGAGUUUAUCAGCACUCGAAACGAAUUCUGUGAUACUGGAAUCUCUAAAGUGAAUUUUCGGCCUCAAAUGUCGCACUCAAGGACUUAAUGUGUACUAAAUCAUUGGAGAAGUGGCGAAACAAUUCAAAUCUCCACAAUUACUGAACUUCUCCAAAACUGAAGUUCUUCAUCAAUUCAUUCUCACCUACACAAAUCAAUUUUUUUUCCCCAAAAUGAUUAAUUUAGAGAUUAAUCCAUUGACUGGAAAUUUCUCCCCUGAAAAAUUCAUAUUGAAAAAAAAACAUUUCAUCCUAAAUAUUUCACUGUCAAGAUAAUCACCAAAAAUAUUGUAGUCAUCUCAAUUUGUUUUGCCCCUUCUCUCC